Molecule: messenger RNA, 2108 nt
Organism: Arabidopsis arenosa
Lineage: Eukaryota; Viridiplantae; Streptophyta; Magnoliopsida; Brassicales; Brassicaceae
Source: the annotation of a GenBank genome assembly
CUGGGGAAAAAGAGUGAUCGAUGGCUGGAAAAAGGAAACGAGCAAAUGCUCCUGACCAAACAGAGCGAAGAUUGAGUCUUCGGGUUCAGGAAGUGAGACAAAAGGCGCUAGAUGAGAAGGAGCGUUUAGUACGGGAGAGGGUUAAACUCCUCAGUGACAAAAAGAGUGAACUUUGUGUCGAUGACACUGAGUUACAUGAGAAAGAAGAGGAAAAUGUCGAUGGUAGCCCUAAACGAAGAAGCCCUCCAAAGCUAACCGCAAUGCAGAAAGGAAAGCAGAAAUUGAGUGUUUCUCCGAAUGGUAAGGACGUGAACUUGGACGCUCAUCUCAAAGUGACAAAGUGUCUGAGGUUUUUUAACAAGCAAUAUCUCCUCUGUGUCCAGGCUAAGAUGAGCAGACCUGAUUUGAAGGGUAUAACUGAGGCAAGUCAUGAUUCUUUUACCUCUGGCCUUAGUUGCUUUAUGCAACAUUGUAUGAUUAAAGCCAAGGCGAUAUUGUACCCAAGAAAAAUAAUUGGUGAUCUUCAAGGUAUUGACGUUGGACACCGAUUUUUUUCAAGAGCUGAAAUGUGUGCUGUAGGCUUCCAUAACCAUUGGCUAAAUGGGAUCGAUUAUAUGGGAAUGGAAUACGAAAAAGAGUAUAGUAACUACAAGUUUCCGCUGGCUGUUUCUAUCGUUAUGUCGGGCCAGUACGAGGAUGAUCUAGACAAUGCAGAUACGGUGACUUACACUGGACAGGGAGGGCACAACUUAACUGGUAAUAAACGCCAGAUUAAGGAUCAACUCUUACAACGAGGGAAUUUGGCCCUAAAGAACUGCUGCGAACAUAACGUGCCUGUCAGAGUAACUCGUGGUCAUGAUUGCACAAGUAGCUAUACCAAAAGAGUAUACACUUAUGAUGGACUGUACAAGGUUGAAAAGUUCUGGGCACAAAAGGGCGUUUCAGGAUUUACAGUGUAUAAGUACCGACUGAAACGAUUGGAGGGGCAACCAGAACUAACUACUGAUCAGGUCAACUUUGUUGCUGGACGCAUACCAAAGUCUACUUCAGAAAUUGAGGGUUUGGUAUGCGAAGACAUCUCUGGAGGGCUAGAAUUUAAGGGUAUUCCAGCCACAAAUCGUGUUGAUGAUUCACCAGUUUCACCAUCAGGUUUCACAUACAUCAAAUCUUUGAUUAUUGGGCCUAAUGUCAAAAUUCCGAAGAGUUCAACUGGGUGUAACUGCCAAGGCAGCUGCACUGACGCAAAGAAAUGUGCAUGUGCUAAGCUUAAUGGGGGAAACUUUCCAUAUGUCGACCUUAAUGAUGGCAGAUUAAUUGAGUCUCGAGAUGUUGUAUUUGAGUGUGGUCCACACUGUGGGUGUGGGCCAAAAUGUGUCAACCGAACUUCUCAGAAGCGUCUAAGAUUUAAUCUUGAGGUUUUCCGCUCUGCAAAGAAGGGUUGGGCAGUUAGAUCAUGGGACUACAUACCAGCUGGUUCACCAGUAUGUGAGUACAUAGGCGUCCUCAGAAGAACUGCUGAUGUGGAUACUAUCUCUGACAAUGAAUAUAUAUUCGAGAUUGACUGCCAACAGACAAUGCUAGGUCUUGGUGGAAGACAGAGAAGACUAAGGGAUGUUGCUGUACCAAUGAAUAAUGGAGUCAGUCAGAGCAGUGAAGAUGAGAAUGUACCAGAGUUCUGUAUUGAUGCUGGUUCAACAGGAAACUUUGCUAGGUUUAUAAAUCACAGUUGUGAACCAAACCUGUUCGUUCAGUGUGUCCUGAGUUCUCACCAGGAUCUAAGGCUUGCCCGCGUGGUUCUUUUUGCAGCUGACAACAUCUCACCACUGCAGGAGCUAACUUACGACUAUGGAUAUGCGCUUGAUAGCGUUCAUGGGCCGGAUGGGAAGGUGAAGCAGCUCACUUGCUACUGUGGAGCGCUAAAUUGUAGGAAACGCCUAUACUAACAAGGCUAUUGGUAAACUUAUUUUUUUGGCCACUCUAUUUUGGGGAGUACAUAGAUAGCAACUAUCUCCCAAGUGGAAGAACCCUUAACAUCUUAUUUGAGGGACUUUAGCAUCUUCUGCAGCGUACAAUUAGUGCUGCCUUUUUCGGCAUUGUUUCCUGAACCU